AUGGCUUGUAGCCCCAAUAACGAUAAAAUUACUACGAUUAUUAAUGCACUGGCUGACGGUGGUUUUGUCAAAGCGGGUUAUGAGUUUUUUCAAAUUGACUGCGGCUGGGCUGCAAGAGACGGGCAACGAAACGCGACAACUGGGGCGCUAAAUAUUGACUGGAAUGCAUUUCCUCAGGGGCUUAAACCUUUAAGUGACCUUGCAAGGUCUAAAGGAAUGAAGUGGGCAAUGUACUCGGAUGCUGGUAUACGGAUGUGCGAUACUCAGGUACCAAGUCCUGUUCUCGGCUCUCUUAACCAUGAAGCGGUUGAUGCGGACUUUUUCCAGACCCUGAAUACGGAAUAUGUCAAGUCGCAAAAUCAGAAUGCUCCUAAAAGCCCAAGGACUGAUUUCACACAAAGAUUUACGAAAAUGUGGAUUGAGUUGCAGAGAGUAGGAAUUCCAGGAAUGCUCGUCUGUCAAUGGGGCACUCCAUUCUCUACAUCCAGCGGACUUCAGGGACCAGCUGAAUGGACGCAGGGCAUAUCAACUUCGUUCCGACUAUCGGACGAUAUUGCCAUGGGGUGGGGCAAUAUAUAUCGCAUCUACAAUCAAGCUAUCUAUGUCGCUAAAUCUGGAUAUAUUGGCCCCGGACAUAUAGCUGAUGCCGACUUGCUCGAGGUUGGGAAUGAGGGUAUGACUUUUGAUGAACAAGCUACUCACUUUGCGUCCUGGGCAAUGCUUAAAUCCGCGCUUAUGAUUUCAACUGAUAUUACUCAGUUGUCAAAGGACACCAUUGCUAUCCUUCUGAACAGGGACUUAAUCGACAUUAAUCAGGAUGCAGCUGUCAAGCCAGUCGAGCUCGUGCAACGCUGGACAGGAGAUCGAGAUCUCUGGGCUGGUGAUCUAGCAAAUGGCGACCUCGCGGUUCUAAUGGUAGACUUGAGCAAUGUCCGUCGUACUCUAAGCCUCAAUUUAGCGGGACUUGGGAUUGUUUCUGCUACUAUCAAAGACCUUUGGACUGGUAUCGUUACGAACGACGUGACCAGUUUUUCCAAGCAAGUCAAUGGACAUGGAUCCCUCGCCCUUCGUCUGUCCAACAUCCAGCGAGCCCCCGCCUCGGCGUCAAAUUACACCUACAUAACGGUUGCAACUGGCUCUAUAUCAUCUGGUGCAAAUAUUCAGCCUUGCACAGGGUGCAGUUCCUCAAGCAAGGUCGGCAAUCUAGGAGGUAGCUCGAAUGGUCGAGUAGUCCUCUCAAACGUCUAUACCUCUCAAACUACACAGAAUGUGAAGUUUGAUUACAUCAAUGCCGAUGUAGGAUAUCUUGGUGGUGGUAAUAAUGAGCGCUUGGCUUCAAUCAGCGUGAACAACGGCCCGCAGCAGAUAGUCAGCUUCCCCUUGAGCGGUUACAACUGGGAUACAGAUAUCAAUAAGGGUUACAGCGUAGAAUUGUCUGGCUUCUAUACCAACCGGCAAAACAGUAUCAGUAUCUCUGGCGUAGGGAAUGCUUGGGCACCUGAUUUUGAUAGGGUUGGGGUAAUAGGGUAA
Messenger RNA from Trichoderma virens Gv29-8, 1530 nucleotides. Its product is annotated as glycoside hydrolase family 27 protein. Bases 1 to 1530 code for a protein of 509 amino acids. Gene Ontology annotation, biological process: carbohydrate metabolic process. The record is from RefSeq and is a predicted model, not a curated record. Lineage: Eukaryota; Fungi; Ascomycota; Sordariomycetes; Hypocreales; Hypocreaceae. Gene Ontology annotation, molecular function: hydrolase activity, hydrolyzing O-glycosyl compounds. The transcript has 2 exons.